This is a messenger RNA of Brassica oleracea var. oleracea, 3765 nucleotides long. Its product is annotated as importin beta-like SAD2. The record is from RefSeq and is a predicted model, not a curated record. Gene Ontology annotation, biological process: protein import into nucleus. The coding region runs from base 176 to 3301 and encodes 1041 amino acids. NCBI's taxonomy places the organism in Eukaryota, Viridiplantae, Streptophyta, Magnoliopsida, Brassicales, Brassicaceae. Gene Ontology annotation, molecular function: small GTPase binding. The transcript is spliced from 22 exons. Gene Ontology annotation, cellular component: cytosol; nuclear envelope.
UUUGCCCCUCUGGAAAUUCGCCAACUUUCCAUCUUCUCCGCCAUUCUUAUCGCUCUACUGAAUCUCCGCCUACUCAAUUCAACUGAGCUCCCUAUAAAGCACCUGUACGGAAAACUCCAAUCGAAUCCACCACUGCCUCUGAUAGUGGUGUCUCGAUUUCCAAACUCCUCGGAAGAUGGAUCUGCCUAGCCUCGCUUUGAUCCUCCGAGCCGCCGCCCUAAGCCCCAAUCCCGAUGAACGGAAAGCUUCCGAGCAGCAGCUCAAUCAGUUGCAGCACACGCCGCAGCAUUUGGUGAGAUUAUUGCAGAUAGUCGUGGAUGGAAACUGUGACAUGGCGGUGCGUCAGAUCGCUAGUAUUCAGUUCAAGAACUUCAUUGCUAAGAACUGGGCACCUGUUGAUUCUGGAGAGCAGCCGAGGAUAUUGCAAAGCGACAAAGAGUUGGUGAGGGACAACAUCCUCGUCUACGUCACCCAAGUUCCAACCUUACUCAGAUCACAACUUGGAGAGUGCCUCAAGACAAUUAUUUAUGCUGACUACCCAGAACAAUGGCCACGUCUUCUGGAUUGGGUGAAGUACAACUUUCAGAAUCAACAGAUUUAUGGAGCUUUGUUUGUGUUGCGGAUACUCUCUAGAAAAUAUGAGUUCAAGUCAGAUGAGGAGAGAACACCAGUUUCCCGCAUUGUGGAGGAGACAUUUCCUGUACUUCUGACUAUUUUUAAUGGGCUUAUUCAGAUAGAAAAUCCGUCACUGGAGAUAGCAGAAUUUAUGAAGCUGAUAUGCAAAAUAUUUUGGUCAUCCAUAUAUCUGGAGCUCCCAAAGCAAUUAGCUGAUCCAAACGUAUUCAAUGCAUGGAUGCUUCUGUUUUUAACUGUUUCCGAACGUCCUGUUCCAGUUGAAGGCCAACCUAUGGACCCGGAACUUAGAAAAUCUUGGGGCUGGUGGAAGGUCAAGAAGUGGACAGUGCACAUCUUAAACAGGCUCUACAGUCGAUUUGGAGACCCAAAACUUCAGACUCUAGAAAACAAACCUUUCGCCCAGAUGUUUCAAAAGACUUAUGCAGGCAGAAUUUUGGAAGGGCACCUAAAUUUUCUGAAUACUAUUCGUCUUGGAGGCUAUAUUCCUGACAGAGUUACUAAUCUUCUCCUUCAGUACUUAAGUAACAGCAUUUCGAAGAAUAGCAUGUACAGCUUGCUGCUGCCUCGGCUGGAUGUUCUGCUUUUUGAGAUUGUUUUCCCUCUAAUGUGCUUUAACGACUCUGAUCAAAAACUUUGGGAGGAAGACCCACAUGAGUAUGUGCGGAAAGGUUACAAUAUCAUUGAAGACUUGUACAGUCCGCGAACAGCGUCUAUGGAUUUCGUAAAUGAAUUGGUUCAAAAACGUGGGAAAGAGAACCUCCCAAAGUUUGUUCAGUUUGUUGUAGGGAUCUUCCGGAGUUAUGACGAAGCUCCUGCCGAACAUAAACCCUACCGUCAAAAAGAUGGUGCUAUGCUUGCUGUUGGAGCUCUUUGUGAUAAACUGAAAAAAACGGAGCCCUAUAAAUCUGAACUAGAGCAUAUGUUGGUGCAACAUAUUUUUCCUGAAUUCAGUAGUCCAGCUGGACAUCUUAGAGCAAAGGCCGCAUGGGUAGCCGGACAAUAUGCCCAUAUCAACUUCUCAGACCAGAACAACUUUCGUAAAGCAUUGCACAGUGUUGUUUCGGGAAUGCGCGAUCCUGAUCUCCCUGUCCGUAUUGAUUCAGUUUUUGCAUUACGUUCAUUUGUUGAGGCGUGCAAGGAUUUGAAUGAGAUACGUCCAAUCCUCCCUCAGUUACUUGAUGAAUUUUUCAAACUCAUGAAUGAGGUAGAGAAUGAAGACCUUGUUUUUACGCUGGAGACCAUUGUCGAUAAGUUCGGUGAGGAGAUGGCUCCUUUUGCUUUUGGAUUAUGCCAAAAUCUGGCAGCUGCAUUUUGGAGGUGCUUAAACACGUCAGAAGCCGGUGAUGAUUCGGAUGACAUGGGAGCUUUAGCUGCUGUUGGUUGUUUGCGUGCCAUAAGUACAAUCCUUGAAUCUGUUAGCAGUCUUCCUCAGCUGUUUGUUGAGAUAGAACCAACGAUACUUCCAAUAAUGCAGAAAAUGUUGACCACUGAUGGCCACGAUGUAUUUGAAGAAGUUCUGGAGAUUGCAUCAUACAUGACUUUUUAUUCACCUACCAUAUCCUUGGACAUAUGGAGUCUCUGGCCAUUAUUGGUGGAAGCAUUGGUCGAUUGGGCAAUUGAUUUCUUUCCAAAUAUUUUGGUUCCGAUGGACAACUUUAUAUCAAGAGGAACUGCUCAUUUCCUCACUUGCAAGGAGCCCGACUACCAGCAAAGUCUAUUUAAUGUUCUUUCAACUCUCAUGACCGACAGAAACAUAGAAGACAGUGAUGUUGAAUCUGCUCCAAAGCUUAUUGAAGUUGUUUUCCAGAAUUGCAAAGGACAGGUGGAUCAGUGGGUCGAACCUUAUCUCCGACUCACAGUUGAUCGGUUACAACGAGCGGAGACUUCCUACUUAAAGUCGCUUCUUAUACAAGUGGUAGCAAACAUGCUUUACUACAAUCCAGCUUUAACACUUGGUGUAUUGCAUAACACUGGUCUUGGUUCAACUGUGUUUGAUCUCUGGUUCCAAAUGUUGCAACAAAAGAAAAAGAGUGGCCUGGCAGCAAAUUUUAAAAGGGAACAUGAUAAAAAGGUUUGCUGCUUGGGUUUGACUUCAUUACUUGCAUUCCCGGGUGGUCAAUUCCCCGACGAAGCUCUGCAGCGUGUUUUCAGGGCAACACUUGAUCUUCUUGUUGCUUAUAAGAAUCAGAUAGCUGAAGCAGCAAAGGAGGCAGAAGUAGAUUAUGAGAAUGAGAUGAAUGGACUCGAUAGUGAUGACGAGGAUGAUGAUGAUGGGUCUGAUGGCGAGAUGGGGAUGGAUGAUACUGAGGACGGAGAUGAAGCAGAAAGCAUGAGACUGAAGAAGUUAGCUGCACAGGCAAAGUCCUACGGAUAUGAUGAUGAAGAUGAAGAUGACGAUGAUUCUGAUGAUGGUAGCGAUGACGACGAUGAGUUCCAGUCACCCAUCGAUGAAGUGGACGCCUUUGUAUUCUUUGUCGACGCAAUUAGAGUUAUGCAGGCAUCAGAUGCGCAGAGGUUUCAGAACCUUAACCAGUCACUGGACUUCACUUAUCAGGCGAUUGCAAACGGAAUAGCACAACACGCAGAGGUGAGAAGAGUGGAGAUCGAGAAGGAGAAGCAAAAGAAGGCAGCAGAAGCCGCUGGCGCUCCUGUUCCUGCUAUAUGAUUCUCAAUCUUGGAUGAUCAAAAGUCAUCAUAGUGCCUGAUAAGACGCAAAAAUUCAUUUUGGUGAGAUUCAUUGCCGUCUGCUUCCAGGUUAUACAAACAAAGAAGCAUAUUUUUGUGGAUUUUAGAAAUAUCAUUAUCUCCAGAGCCUUGUGAAACCGUGUGGUUGCGGUCAGAAGGCUCGAGUGUUUUUUGGUGAGGUUGAUUGACGAUGAUGAUGGGUCUCUUAGGGUCUGAAGAAAAGGUGUAAACUCUUUUUGCAUGGUUCUGUGUGUUGUGUCUGUGUCCCUUCUUCUGGAUUGGUUGCAUUCAUAAAGGAGAUUUAUUUUUGGGGGUAUGGUAGGGGAUUUUGUGUACUCUUUUAUCUACAUUAUGUCUUUGUCUCUUUGGGACGUGUUAGUUUUGUUUGGAAAGUUAUAUUGAAAUUUGUGAUCUCACACAGAGAUCAGCAAAGGUUACACUUAA